CUGGAAAUUCAACAGUUUUCAUCGCCAAUUCAACUUUUGCCACACUUUCCAGUGGCGCCAGGUAUCGUACCUGCACUGUCGUACAGUGGUACUAGUACCGCUGCCAGAUCUUGAGUGAGUGGAGUACCUCUCUGGCUUGCUAGCCUGGGUCGCAACAGUAGACUAGACUAGCUAGCAGUGCCUGAACUGUCAUGGAGCCGGUGGAGCCGCGGAGCACAGGAGCCAGAGUUGUCCAACGGCCGGUCGUGCAGUGGCUACAUGUACAGGAUUGUGAACGCGUGUGAAAAUAAUAUGUGGAGUACUCCAACGGUCAAAGAUUUCUUUCGGUUGUACUAGUAUGUGUGUGAAGUUGAAAGUGCUCCUCUUUGUCCAAACCUUUUUCACAAUUUCUUCAACUUGCUUUGGAUUCAAUCAUUCGAUUCUUGCUCGAUUCUUUUGAGCUGGAAGAAAAAGAAGAAAAAGCAUGCACUUCACAACUGCUGCUCUUCUCGCAGCCGUCGGCGUCUUCACGGCCAGGGCUCAGGACCAACCUACCUGUGAAAUAAACCAUAUCCCGGUUAACGAAGAUGAUUUUGGAGAACCCGCCUGGGAGACCAUUAUUGAGGAAGCCUUCCCAACAUGGGAAGUUCCAGACGCGGGUUGCCCCCGCCUUGGUAGCGUGGGUGGGGAACUUUUAUCUGAUUUUGGCGUAUUUCCGACUCCAGAAGAAGAGAAGUUCAAUCCGUGUUAUUACACGAAGGCUUUUGCUGGACUUGACCCGUCGAAGGGUGGAUACCCGACUCCCAUCGACACUCACUACCCCUAUGAGUUCGCGGCUCCAUUCCUCCGACAGCCAGGAGAUGGUUCCACCCACCAUUGCCCAUCUGAUGCUGUGAACAUUGCCGAAUGCCCAAAAGUGGGUAAUGAUUGUGGUGAGCCAGACUGUGCAACUAUCAGUGACGAGUAUGGGAUUGGACACAUACCGCCUUUCGUCCCUCUCGCUGCCAUCAAAAAUGCUUACAACGCCUGUGAGCAGGACGUGUGCUCUUGGUUUCACUACGAGACCAGCGGGUGCAACAUCAAGAAGUCUGUGUUGGACGAGCUUGUAUACGAAUACUUUGGACAGGGCGAAAAGAUCAAGUACCAGCCGCCAAUCCUUCUCGAUGGCCAGCCCAGCAGCACGUACUUCCGAUUAGAAUACGGCGGAGAAUCGCCAGCUUGCGACGAAGGCAAUUGCCGUGGUCCACACUAUUGCUCCGUAGAUGUUGCCGAUUCUGGAGUAAUCUGGGGGGAUUUCUGCCCUUACGUUCACACUGGCGAAAACUCGGGCAAGUACCGCCACCCGCAUAUUGCAUUAGCGGCACUGGAGCUGUGGAUCGCAAACAAGUGCAUGCCAGAUAAGUGUCCGACUGCAUGGCUGGAGAGCCCUAAUGGUCAGGGAUACGGAACAGACAGCAAGCUCUCCACUUCUAUCACGUGGUCUGAGAUGGACGACAAUAAGAACCCCAUCGCCCAGCCUUUGGUUCCAUACGAAUGGCCCAAUGCAGGGAAUGGUAUCUUUCCAGGCCACGAGCUUUACAAUGGUAUGCGUUCUAAGCCCGCUCCUGGUGUUUAUGUGAACGAAGUUGUUGAGAUCCUAGAACCCGCACCCACUGAGGCCGGCGGCGUAGCAGAGGCCAGCAGCGUAGGACGGAAUUCUGUCAAGUUGACCUUUGCCAUAGCUGUUCUUGGCACCAUUGAUAUCUUUGCCUUCUAACUUUCUCAGGCUUUUGGGUCUGGUGGAGUUCAUUAUUCUCCGGUUGUUGACCCAAUUGAAUGUCUUCAGGGCUAUAUGUUUCUUCUGUUUCAAAGCUGACAAGAUCAUAGGCUGAAUGAAGAUGAUAUCAUCUUGCGUUUUGUUGUGCACUAUUGCUCGUUGGUAUGAUUAAAAGAUUACUGCUUAUAACUGCAAUUACCAUUACC
Messenger RNA from Seminavis robusta, 1941 nucleotides. NCBI's taxonomy places the organism in Eukaryota, Bacillariophyta, Bacillariophyceae, Naviculales, Naviculaceae. The record is from the annotation of a GenBank genome assembly.